This is a messenger RNA of Dentiscutata heterogama, 399 nucleotides long. Lineage: Eukaryota; Fungi; Glomeromycota; Glomeromycetes; Diversisporales; Gigasporaceae. The record is from the annotation of a GenBank genome assembly.
GUAGUAAAAGUGGCAAAUCGAGAAAAAGUGGAAACCAAAAAGGAAGUAGAUAAUGUAAAAGAAGCAUUGGAAUUUCAUAUAAAAGAACUGGCAGAAAUAACAGAUUUAAAUAUAAAAGAAAAUAUAAAAGAAAUAUGUGAAACUUUAAAAUUUCAGAAAUAUAGACUGAGUAAUAUAAAAAUAGUUAAAGAAAGUGAAAAGAACAAAAUGAAUGAAACAGAGGGUGAAAAGAGCAGAAUAAAUGAAGUAGAAGGCAGUUUGGAUAUGAAAGAAAAAACAAUUAAAGAAAUAAAUGAAAUAGAAGGUGAUUUGGAUGAGAUAGUCGAAACAAUUGAAGAAUUCUCUAUCAAUUUGGAUGAGAUAGUUGAAACAAUUGAAGAAUUCUCUAUCAAUUUCUGA